UGUGCAUGUGCAAGUCGAUGACAAUAGUAUCUUUCUUAUUUUUGAAUAGUUCAUCAGUUCGUGCAGUUUUGAGUUUUAAGUAAUUUAAUAAAAUAAUGACUUCCCAAUAUAUUGAACUAAACAACGAUAGAGAAGAUCUAGUUCCUGGCGCCAUGGGAGAGAGCUUUAGUAGAGCUGUCCAACCAGAAGAGUUGGCUGUGUUCAAGAAACUGCCGACGAAUACUCUCUUGGACAACAUCGAAAUUCCAGAAAGGCCUGAAAAUCGGACACCCACCGAUCGAAAAUUUAUUAUUGUCUUUGCAGUCGCGAUAAUAAUUCUGUUUCCGUUCCUUAUAUACACCAUGGUGUACUCUGAUUUUAGCCGUUUUAAGGGCUAUGACCAAUGUGGUAAUGUCUGUGGAAAGCAAAAUAAGAAGUACGACCAGUGGUCUUGUACUGGAGCAGAUUACACAAACUUUCCGUAUUUACAAUACGAGACCAGCGAUAGACAUUUAACAUCGGAUGUUUUAUUGUUAACCAGUAGAAAAUGUGUUGCACAGUGCGAAAGCGGACAUGUUAAAGUAGGUCUCUACUGUUACAAGGACGGCUCGCAUUCAAGUUUUAAUUCUCGGUACAACAGUUUUAAUUCUCGUUUCAAGAGAGAUACCUACGAAUCUGUGGAAGAGAUUGAAGCAGGUCUAUCUGCUUUCUUAAACAAACAUGCCUGGAGAAUUGUAUUGGCCUGUUUUCUGUCACUAGGUGUUGGAAUGAUAAUGUUGUUCCUGUUUAAAACCGCUACAGCUGCAGUUGUAUGGGGUAUUCUAGGAGGAGUUCUAGUUUUUGGAGGCAUCCUUGUAGGGCUGGCAUGGUACGCCUACUUCAAUUUUGAAAAACUAGCUAACAACGACAAGGAUGUUCAAGUGAAGGGCAGCAAAGAGGGCGUUCUAUUUCUUGCUAUCUUCUUUACCAUUCUUAUAUUGAUCUUUUUGUUGGUGGGUGUAUUCAUGUUCAGAAAAAUCCAAUUGGUCAUUCAGUUACUGAAGGAAGCUACCAAGGCCGCUUUUGCUAUGCCACAAUUGCUGUUGGUUCCAAUAAUUACGUUCCUUGUGGAGCUGAUUAUACUGGCACUAUUAGUUUUCACUACAGUCUUCAUGGUCAAUUCAGGUGUUUUAACCGAAUUGAUACCAGACUAUUUGUACUACAAACAAAAUAUUGUGAUGCAAAUCGCAAUGGGUUUUAACGUUAUCAUUGCUUUCUGGAGUACACAGUUUAUCAUUGGGGUACAAUACAUGGUUAUUGCUGGAGCUGUUGCAAAAUGGUACUGGUCGAAAAACAAGAACAACUUGGACAGUCCAAUUUGCACCAGUACUGGAGUUGUCUUCAAGUACCAUCUUGGUAGUAUUGCAUUCGGAUCUUUUAUAAUAACACUAAUUGCUAUCAUCAGAGCUCUUCUUACUUCUUUGACCAAAAACAAGGCAGUAAAAGCAAUAGUCGAUGCUUGCAUUGGAGCACUUGAAGAUUUUCUCAAGUUCCUGUCGAAAAAUGCUUACAUAUUAAUCGCUAUGCAUGGUAAACCUUUCUACAAAUCUGGUAAAAGAGCCGCUAAAAUUAUCUUCCAGAAUGCUGUUAACAUUGUUUCUAUUAACUUUGUUGGAGAUUUCGUAUUGGGAAUGGCACAACUGUUGAUUGUGCUAAUUUCUUUACUGAUUAGCGUUGGACUUAUGCGUGGUGUUAAGAGCGAAUGGGAGUACGUUGUUUACUUGAUUGUAUUCUUCGUAUCGCUCUGCGUUGCGAUUACUUGCUUCUCAAUAUUUGAGACGACAAUCGACACAAUCUUCCUCUGCUUCUGUGAAGACAGCCUCUUGAAUGACGGCAUGGCCCGUCCAUACGCCAUGUCUCGUGACCUAAUGGAGUUCGUGGAGAAUUCCAAGAAGCUGUACGGCGAGAAGAAAGACUAAAACUAAACUUUUAAACAAACUCGUGACGCACAAGUCAUUUAUAAAAAGAUAUACCAAGCUGUUCGUAGCAAAUACACACUAUGUAGUCAGCCAUACUACGUUAUUAUAAUUAUAUAAUAUAAAUGUGUAAAUUGCUGUUUUAUACAACACUCGAUAUUGUAGGCAGUAAGGUAUGUUAGUUUUGUUUGUCUUUUUAAAACUAUUGAAAUGUUGAUCUUAUUUGAAACAUUUUUCGAAAUACAUAUUACAUUAAUUAGACGUUUUAUAAGCACAUAAAAUAUGAAUGGAUAUGUUUUUGACGUGACAAGACAUCCCGUAACGCCACAGUUCGUAACCCCACAAAUUCGUAACGGCGACAAUUCGUUACUCAAAAUUGAAUUAUUCUGUUGAUUUUUGUUAACGUGGAAUCUAACUUUUAUUAGAGUUACAAUUAUUGAUAUUACGUUUAUUAAUUUGUCAAGCCAGCAUCAGGAUAAACAUUUUUAACAUACUUCAUAUUUCGUGGAGAAAUAUAUUUUUUUAAAUUUCGUCUUAAAAUGAAUACAAUCUAGUUAUGCAAAUUGUAUAGAUUAUUAUAGUGAAUACAUUAUUAUUAAACUGUUUUUAUUUGUUUUAUUAUUUUUAAGAUUUAGUUUUACUACUUUAAAGUGAUAAAAAUAUAUUUUUUUAAUUCUUUAGUUGUCAUUAACAAAACUAUAUGCAAAAAUAUGUGUUAAAUAUUUUUAAAAAGAAGUGAGCUUAAAAAAUGUAACAUUUUACUUUAAGUGUAGGAUUGUAUGCAAAAUGCAUUUUUGUAUAAAUUCAGUCAUACUAAGUUUACUAAAAAAAAUUAAAUGUUGCCGAUAUGAAUUAUACCGUUACGAAUAUGUAUAGUUACGAACUGUCGCCGUGACGAAAUGUCGCUGUUACGAAUUGUCCGUUACCAUGUGUGGGGUCACGGACUGUCGCCUUACGAGAUGUCAUGGAACCGUUUUUAAACCGUCCUUUAAAAUUAAAUAAUAUAAAAUAUUUAACUUCUUUCAUAUUGUUCUUAUGUAAAAAGCGCAUAAAUUUUUGUUCGUUUAAAUUUUAGGGUAUGAUAUAAUUGGAAAAAAACGUAUUAUUUUUGUCUGGGAGAAGAGAAUUUAUAGAACAUAAUAAUUUUUUUAAUAAUUUUUCAAUUUAUUUUUUUUUAAGAAUCUUUGCGUUUAUUUUUAAUUUGCACCUAUAUUGGAAAGUGAGUUUUCGUUUUAUUUAAAAACUUGUUUUUUUCUAUACCUACUUAAGAAUAGACUAGAAUACUAGAACAUUAUAGACAUAUUUGCCAAAAACGCCUUAACUUAUAUCACUUCCAUACUGUCUUCGGAAUACAGUAAUGUAUAUUAAAAUGUUUGCACAAACUACAAAAACAACAAACUUUUUCUGUACCUAACAAAAAUUUAUGCCUUUCACUUUUGAUAAAAUGCAUUCUUUGUUAUAAUAAUAUAUUAUAUCUUUGCUUGAUGUUUCAAAUUUCUAAUACUGUAUUUACAUUAGGUACGAAUAUUUUUAACAAUGUUUUUUGUUACCCAAUAUAUAUGUAAACCUUGUCUUAAAUAUUUUGUAUAAUAAACUAUAAACAUAG
Diabrotica virgifera virgifera (western corn rootworm) is the source of this 3540-nucleotide messenger RNA. Its product is annotated as choline transporter-like protein 1. The record is from RefSeq and is a predicted model, not a curated record. Bases 96 to 1937 code for a protein of 613 amino acids. Gene Ontology annotation, molecular function: transmembrane transporter activity. The transcript is spliced from 13 exons. Lineage: Eukaryota; Metazoa; Arthropoda; Insecta; Coleoptera; Chrysomelidae. Gene Ontology annotation, biological process: transmembrane transport. Gene Ontology annotation, cellular component: membrane.